GAUGUUUCACGAUUGUUGAACUGAAACCAUUUGUCAAGUUCAUCUUUGGAAGCAACCUUUCACUUAGCUGAAAUAAAUGGUAAAAGAAAUAAUAUUUGAUAUAAAAGUCCCUUAGACACGCUAUGUCAUAUUUUAGUAUGGAAUCUCUUCUUUCAUCCAUUCCGACGAGAGGAAAAACAUAUGAAAAAAUGCAAGAAACUACGGCAGACUACACGUCUAUGGAUAGUAUUCAAUCGAAUUCUUCAAUACACAAUAAUGAUAUAAAAGAUGGUUUCAAGCUCAGUGACUACAUAACUGAAGACGGUUUUCUGAAGAUGAAUCAAUGUUCAUCAUCAAAAUGGCGUCGGAACAGAACAAUUUUUACAUCCGUUCAGUUGAAGAAACUAGAAGAGACAUUUCGCAAACGGAAAUAUCUAUGUGUGGAGACGCGAGAAAAACUUGCCAAAUCACUUAGUCUGACAGAAGACCAAGUAAAAACCUGGUUCCAAAACAGACGAACUAAAUUUAAAAAAAACAUUUGUGUUCUGCCUAGAUCCAUAACAGUUCCCGAGUUAGACAUUCGAUCAACAAUUACUCCGCAUCUAUACGGCAACAAUUUGCUAAAUACGGCACAGCACCAUUUCAUAAUGUACACAAGUGUACCCAAAUAUCCCACUCAAUUUGUAACAUCAAAGAAUACGAUCCCUAAAUGUUUGAAAUCUGGUGCAAACAUUAACAAUUCCUAAUUUGAUAUAAAAAUAUUGAGUAAAUUCAUUGUAGAAACCAAGCAAACAUACUGUAGAAAAAACGAGUUAAAUUAUUGUAGAAACCGUGUAGUAUUUGAAAAAAUUAAAGUUUCACAGAAGC
Xenia sp. Carnegie-2017 is the source of this 846-nucleotide messenger RNA. RefSeq names its product homeobox protein DLX-2-like. Gene Ontology annotation, biological process: regulation of DNA-templated transcription. The record is from RefSeq and is a predicted model, not a curated record. NCBI's taxonomy places the organism in Eukaryota, Metazoa, Cnidaria, Anthozoa, Malacalcyonacea, Xeniidae. Bases 123 to 725 code for a protein of 200 amino acids. The transcript is spliced from 2 exons. Gene Ontology annotation, molecular function: DNA binding; DNA-binding transcription factor activity, RNA polymerase II-specific.